AUCGGUUACACUUAUAAAUAAAAUUUAUGUAAUUAAUAUAUUGUUAUUUUAAUUUUGUAUACACAAUACGAAGAUUUUUGCGAAGAUUUCGUCAUUAUUGUUUUAAAAACAAUGGAAAGAAUUACGUUUAGGAAAAAAUCCUUAAACAGACAAUCAGAUCGUGUAGACAGAUUUGUGCACACACGAGAGUCAGUCAGUGAUCCCAGGAGGCGACGGUCACUGCCUGACUGUCAGGCGGUUGAUGGUGAUGCUUGGAUCACAAAAUACAAACACCAAAAGAGCUACGGUGACAGUCUAGACCGUGCCUUCGGUGUGGAACAGGAGAGCGACAAAUAUGUGGUGCAGCCCUGGCCCUGCGUGCCGAGGAAGAAGAGCUACCUCACCCCUGCGGACAGCAUACUGGACCUGCCGGAAUAUAGCUAUGCUGAUUCAGUUGCAGAAAUACUUGACUGGAGCAGUGAUAACAUCUUGGUGGCUGCUCUGGGCAGGAACUAUCAUAAGUGGAGUUGGGGAAGCCAAAACCUGACGGGACAAGGGUUUGCUAUGCAAGAAAUUAUGUCCUGCAAGUUUGACCCAAGAGGAGAACUGUUAAUGCUAGGUACAGACAAGGAGACAGUCGAGAUCCACGACAACGCGAACAGCAAAUGUAUUGCCAAGAGCAGAUGUUUCUGCAACCUGCCGCAGCCCGAGCUAUGCGCUGUCAUAGCUGUGGACUGGAGCCCCACGGGAAACUCAUAUGUCACCGGCUGCACGGGCGGUAUGGUCGCGUCCUUCACGCGCACUUGCAACUACAUAAGCUUAGCGCGUCACGUCAGGAAGCCGAUCUUCUCCGUACGCAUCUCACCCGACGCUCGCUUCGUUGCCGUCACCACGAUAAAUAGCACACAGGUCAUGCUGUUGUCUUGGCCGUACUUGGAUCUGAUCAGCUGCUUGGAUUUUAAUAAGGCAUAUACUAAUUUGGUAACCGCGUGGCACCCAUGGCGAAGUGCGCUCCUCGGCAUAGGCGCUGUGACAUCAGAGUAUGAAACCAAGGUGGUCAUGUGCGAAGCGCCCACGGGUAAGGUCAAGAAGUCGACCCUGGGAGGCAGUAAAUACUACCUGGAUGCUAUGCUGUUCAGUAGUAGAACUGGAGAACUCGUUUUGAGCUUGUUCAAUAUAGAACGAGGACUCCUCCAUCCAAAAACGAGUUCCCAAUUAGUAGUUCUAAGCAACCCUGAGACAGUAGUGGACCAGUGGUGUGACGACGGCAGGACCGGCCUCGACCGCGUUAGGACCAUGGUCUUCAGCCCGGACGGCACUAAACUUGCCACUGCAACAUCCGACGAGGAUCUAAUAAUCUGGAACUUUCUACCUGAAGAUAAAAAUAUAAAGAAAACUCAGCUGAGAAGGUUCUCCGCCAUUCCAGUGUACAUGGAUCAAGUGACACAGGGCUAUGCCCUACGGUGAUUGAAGGCACUGGCUUGUACUUCUUGUUAAUAAAUAUGUUUGUCAAAUUAA
Molecule: messenger RNA, 1497 nt
Organism: Colias croceus (clouded yellow)
Lineage: Eukaryota; Metazoa; Arthropoda; Insecta; Lepidoptera; Pieridae
Product: protein cortex-like
Exons: 9
Coding region: 112-1446 (444 amino acids)
Biological process (GO): positive regulation of anaphase-promoting complex-dependent catabolic process; positive regulation of ubiquitin protein ligase activity; anaphase-promoting complex-dependent catabolic process
Cellular component (GO): anaphase-promoting complex
Molecular function (GO): anaphase-promoting complex binding; ubiquitin ligase activator activity; protein binding
Source: RefSeq, a predicted model, not a curated record